Messenger RNA from Dentiscutata erythropus, 132 nucleotides. The record is from the annotation of a GenBank genome assembly. NCBI's taxonomy places the organism in Eukaryota, Fungi, Glomeromycota, Glomeromycetes, Diversisporales, Gigasporaceae.
GAAGCAAAAUAUCAUGUCUAUACUUCGUAUCAGAAUUCAGAACGUUUAGAAUAUUUCAGUUUUCUUUCUAGCAUUCAUCGUGAUGGCUGUUCCAAAAAGAAAAUAUCAAAUGCAGUCAUAAUUAGUGGAAAG